ACGGCCGGGUAGAUGCUCUAGCUCUGUCCUUGGCCAAGGAUGAGCUCGGCGCCUCCCACAAUCUCCGCGGACGCGAUCGCCAGGCUGAAGAAGAAGGAGGAUUUCCCGGAUUCCAAGGUCGUGGGGGGGGCGGCGGGCAAGGAAGGCUCGUCAUCGCCGGCGGCGGCUCUCCAGAACAAGACGGUAUGGUCAAACUUCCCCAAGGAUCUCAUCGCGGGCGGGCUGAUGGGCGGCGUGGCGCACACCAUCGUUGCGCCCAUCGAGCGCGCCAAGCUGCUGCUCCAGACGCAGGAGAGCAAUCUGGCGAUAAUGCAGGGACGGCAUCACCGCUACAAGGGGAUGAUCGAUUGCAUCUUCCGGAUCGCCAAGGAUGAGGGCGUGCUCUCCCUGUGGCGGGGGAAUGGAAGCAGUGUCAUGCGGUACUAUCCGUCACUAGCACUCAACUUUGCCUUCAAGGACUUGUACCGAUCGCUACUCAUCUCGGACAAGAACGACGCACUGUCAAGAGCACCCUUCAACUUCGUGGCCGGGGCCGCCGCCGGGUGCACCAGCCUCGUCUUCGUCUAUCCCCUGGACAUCGCCCACACGCGCUUAGCGGCCGAUAUCGGGAACCGCGACGCCAGGCAGUUCAAGGGACUCCUCCACUUCAUCAGGACCAUCUACCGCAAGGAUGGCACUCGCGGACUCUACCGGGGACUCCCAGCGUCCAUCCAGGGAAUGGUCGUGCACAGGAGCGUCUACUUUGGAGGUUUCGACACGGCCAAGGACUUGCUCUCGCGAGACUCCGAGCACCUCCCUUUCUGGAAACGCUGGCUCAUGGCUCAGGCGGCCACCACCUCCGCCGGCUUGAUCUCGUAUCCGCUCGACACCGUCCGGCACAGGAUGAUGAUGCAAGCCGGCCUGGAGAAGAGAAUGUACGUCAACACUCUGGAUUGCUGGAGAAAGAUUUACCGGAUGGAAGGGGUCUCGUCCUUCUAUCGUGGAGCCGUGUCAAACAUGUUGCGAGGAACCGGCGCUGCGCUCAUCCUGGUGCUCUACGACGAGCUCAAGUACCUGAUGAACUUGACGGUGCCGCUCGACAGUGGAAACAAGUGAGAUGAUCCGGCAGUGCAGCUCUUCUCAGUUUUGUAAAAAGAAAGCAACGUCGGGAGCGAGUUUUGCAGCAGCCUACCUAGCUCCUCCUCCCGGAAAGCUCUCUCUUUGUUGAUAGAAAGGGUCUGGAAGCGCGGCUAUAUUGUAAUAUAAUGUUAGCAUUCCAUCAAACAAAAGCAAAAGGCCUUGAGCUC
This is a messenger RNA of Selaginella moellendorffii, 1286 nucleotides long. RefSeq names its product probable ADP,ATP carrier protein At5g56450. The record is from RefSeq and is a predicted model, not a curated record. NCBI's taxonomy places the organism in Eukaryota, Viridiplantae, Streptophyta, Lycopodiopsida, Selaginellales, Selaginellaceae. Gene Ontology annotation, molecular function: ATP:ADP antiporter activity. Gene Ontology annotation, biological process: mitochondrial ATP transmembrane transport; mitochondrial ADP transmembrane transport. Bases 40 to 1095 code for a protein of 351 amino acids. Gene Ontology annotation, cellular component: mitochondrial inner membrane. The transcript is spliced from 2 exons.